AUGCCACUGCCACUACCACCCCAGCGCUCCAGACGUGAGACUAAGAAAUCUCAGUCCAGCAAAAUUGUGCCCAGUGAUCAUGGCCCAUCUGAAAAGAGAGAGGAGAAUUACCAAGCAAAGAUAUCUCCAUCUUCACCUCAGGGACCACUGAAAAAGAGGUCAGCUUUUGAAGAUCUCACCAACGCUUCUCGAAGUCAACCUGCCAAGCCCAAGAAGGAAGCCAGUAAUGAGUUUGUUAAAGAUGUUUCCAAGAAGAUAAACAGGAACACACCUGCUCGUGGACAUUGUUUCCUUUACAGGUAUAAGCUGGAACUCUCACCAGCAGUAGUCUCAACCACCAUGGUACCAAAUAUUAUAGAUAAACCGCUCAUUCUGGAGAUACCUACCAGCUCCAAGACACCCACUACUGAGGAGGCAUCUCUUUUCAAAAAGCCUUUCAUUUUAAAAGAGGAACCCACUACUGAGGAUACAAUCCUCAUCAAGAGGUCAUUAAAGAAGAGCACAAAUCAGGGGGAGGUGUCCCUCUUGGAGAAGCCACUGUCCUUGCAGGAGGAGACUGACAGUGAUGCUGUAGAGCCAAUGACUUUUGGGAAGAAGAAGAAGCCUAAAACUGAGGAGGCAACCCCCACCAAGAAGCUGUUGUCUUUAAAGAAAAAGUGUACCACUCAGGGGAAGGUGUCCUGUAUGAAGAAGCCACUAGUAUUGCAGAAGAUCACCUCUGAAGAGAAGUCACUCGCUAAGGAGCUGUUGUCUUUUAAGAGAAAGCCUACCACUGAGAAGGAGUGCCUUUUCCAGGAACUAUCUGCAUUGCCAAAGAAGCACACCACUGAACAAGAGGUGUCCAUCUUGAAGAAAUCAUUGGCCUUGCAGGAGAAGAUCGACACUGAAGAGGAUUCCAUCUUUAAGGAACCAUUGGCUUUUAAGAAACAACCUACCACAACGGAGACAACCCUCACCACAAGGACAUUAUCUUUAAAGAAGAAGUGCACUACUCAGGGGAAGAUAGCCCACUUGAAGAAGCCAUUAGUAUUGCAGAAGACCAUCUCUGGAGAGAAGGCACUCAUUAAGGAGUCAUUGUCCUUUAAAAAGAGGCCUACCACUAAGGAGGAGUCCCUCUUCCAGGAGCUAUCUGUGUCGCAAGAGAAGCACACAACUGAUGGGGAGGUUACCCUUUUGAAGAAGCCAGGGGCAUUGCAGGAGAAAAAAGAUGGUGAAGAUGAAUUUCUUAUGGAGCAAAUUUCCUUGAGGAAGAAGCAUACUACUAAGGAGGCAACCCUUUCCAAGAAGCCAUUACCUUUAAAGAAGAAGCGUACCACUCGGGGGAAGAGGUACCGCUUGAAGAAGCCACUAGUAUUACAGAAGACCACCUCUGAAGAGAAGUCACUCAUUAAGGAGCCGUUAUCCUUUAAGAAGAAGCCUACCCCUAAGGAGUCCCUUUUCCAAGAGCCAUCAGCAUUGCAGGAGAAGCACACCACUCAGGAGGAGGUGUCCAUCUUGGAGAAGUCGUUGGUCUUGCAAAAGACCCCAACUGAGGAGGAGUCCUUUUUAAAGGAGCCUUUGGCUUUUAACAAGAAGCGUACCAUUGAGGAGGCAACCUCCUCUAAUAAGCUGUUAUCUUUAAAGAAGAAGUGUACCAGUCAGGGUAAGAUGUCCUGUUUGACCAAGCCACUAGUAUUGCAGACCAUUUCUGAAGAGAAGUCACUCAUUAAGGAGCCAUUAUCCUUUAAAAAAAAGCCUGCCACUGAGGAGGAGUCCCUCUUGAAGAAACCAUCUGCACUGCAAGAGAAGGACACCAUUCAGGGGGAUUUGGCCCUCUUGAAGAAGCUAUGGGCAUUGCAGGAGAAUAUAGACAGUAAAGAUGAAUUUCUUAUGGAGCCAGUGUCAUUUAGGAAGAAACAUACCACAGAUGUGGCAGCCUCUACCAAGGAGUCGUUAUCUUUAAAGAAGAAAAAGUGUACCACUCAAAUGAUGAUGCCUAUCUUCCAAGAACAUUUGGACUUACAGAAUAUGAUUGGUGAAGGUAAGGACUCCUCCUUUAUGGAGCCAAUGUCAUUUAGGAAGAAGUCUUCAACUGAUGAGGCAAUUCUUACCAAGACACCGGCAUCUUUAAAAAAGAGGCAGAUCACUCAGGGGAAGACGUUCCUCUUAAAGAAGCCACUGGUCAUAGAGAAGACUACCUCUGAAGAGGAGUCACUCUUUAAGGAGCUGUUGCCCUUUAAAAAGAAGUCUACAACUGAAGAGGAGUUCCUCUUCCAGGAUCCAUCUGUACUGAAAGAGAGACACACCACUCUGCAAGAGGUGUCCCUCUCAAAGAAGCCAUUGGCCUUGCAGGAGAAUAUCACCACUGAAGAAGAAUCAUAUAUUAAGGAGCAGUUGACCUUGGAGGAGAGGUCUACCACUGAGGAGGAAUUCUCCUUUCAGGAGCCAUUUUCAUUGCAUGUUAAACCUACCAACAAAGAUGAGUCCCUCUUCAGGAAGUCUUUUGCCUUGCAGAAGAAGACUGAUAACAAAGAGGACUCCUUGAAGGCACUGUUGGCUUUGCAGGAGAAAAGCACCACUGAAGAGGAAUUCCUUUUCAAGAAACCAUUGGUUCUGAAGGAAGAGCUCUCCACUGAGGUGGCAGUGAGCAUAGAGGGGCAGUUAUCUUUAAAGAAGCCCACUGCUCAGGGGGAGGUGUUCCUCUUGAAAAAGCAGUUGGCCUUGCAAGAAAACAUCACCAGUGAAGUGGAUGAAGAGGAGUCCCUUAUUAAGCAGCCCCUGGCCUUGCAGGAGAAUCCCAGCAUUGAGAAGGAAAUCAUCUUGAGGGAGUCCUUGGCCUUGCAGGAGAAGCCCACGAGUGAGAAAGAGACCCUCUUUGAGGAGCCCUUGGCCUUGCAGAAGAAUCCCACAACUGAGGAGGAGGCUAUCCUGAAGGAGCCCUUGGCCUUGCAGGAGAAGCCCAGCAGUGAGAAAGACUUGUCUUCCAAGGAGCCAUUGGCCUUGCAAAAGAAUCUCACUCACAAAGAAGACACAUUUCUCAAAGAUUUCAUCAACCUCCAAGUUGAAACCAGCCCACAUGUGUCCACCACUGCCCCUGACUCUAGAAUAGGCUUGUCCAGCACUGUCACCGUGUCCAGUGUGGGCAAGUUCAGUACCACAAGCCAGUCCAGUACUUGUGAAUCCAGUUCCAAUAAACCUUUCUCAUCUCAGGACGAGAGAUCAGAGAAGGAGAUGACCCCACUGGAGGAUGUUGACAAGGACCACAGUGAUCCAUUUUUCAACUCAAUAUAUAUUAAGGAUAUCUUCAGUUACAUGAAGGAGAGAGAGGAAAAGUUCAUACUUAAAAAAUACAUGACCAGGCAGACUGAUAUCAACAGUGACAUGAGGGCCAUUCUCGUGGACUGGUUGGUGGAGGUGCAGAUGACCUUUGAGAUGAGUCAUGAGACCCUGUACUUGGCAGUGAAGCUGGUAGAUCACUACCUUAUGGAGGUAAUAUGCAAGAGGGACAAGCUACAACUCCUUGGUUCCACUGCUUUUCUGAUUGCCGCAAAAUUUGAGGAGCCCUGCCCACCUUGUGUGGAUGACUUCCUGUACAUCUGUGAUGAUAUGUAUAAGCGAGAUGAGAUGCUCGCCAUGGAAAACAGCAUCCUAAAAACCCUCCAAUUUGAUAUCAACAUUCCCAUCGCCUAUCAUUUUCUGCGCAGAUAUGCUAAGUGUGUCCAUGCCAGCAUGAAGACACUGACCUUGUCCCGCUUCAUCUGUGAAAUGACCCUGCAGGAAUAUGACUAUGUCCAGGAGAGGGCUUCCAAGCUAGCUGCUGGCUCCUUCCUCCUGGCCCUCUACAUGAAGAAGCUCGGACACUGGGCUCCUACCCUGGAGUAUCACAGUGGCUACAAGACCUCUGAUCUUCACCCCUUGGUCAGGCAGCUGAACAUCCUGCUGACUUUACGUUCGUGCAAUAAGCUCAAGGCUGUGCAUUCCAAGUAUUCCCACCAGGUCUUCUUUGAAGUCACCAAAAUCCCACCCUUGGACAUGUUGAAACUGGAGGAGAUUUUGAACUGCUGCUAA
Molecule: messenger RNA, 4047 nt
Organism: Balaenoptera ricei (Rice's whale)
Lineage: Eukaryota; Metazoa; Chordata; Mammalia; Artiodactyla; Balaenopteridae
Gene: CCNB3
Product: cyclin B3
Exons: 13
Coding region: 1-4047 (1348 amino acids)
Biological process (GO): mitotic cell cycle phase transition; regulation of cyclin-dependent protein serine/threonine kinase activity
Cellular component (GO): cytoplasm; nucleus; cyclin-dependent protein kinase holoenzyme complex
Molecular function (GO): cyclin-dependent protein serine/threonine kinase regulator activity
Source: RefSeq, a predicted model, not a curated record